Molecule: messenger RNA, 6557 nt
Organism: Rosa rugosa (rugosa rose)
Lineage: Eukaryota; Viridiplantae; Streptophyta; Magnoliopsida; Rosales; Rosaceae
Exons: 20
Coding region: 108-6470 (2120 amino acids)
Biological process (GO): protein phosphorylation; recognition of pollen
Molecular function (GO): protein serine/threonine kinase activity; ATP binding
Source: RefSeq, a predicted model, not a curated record
CCACUCUUUCACGUCCUCUUUAUUGUCAGGGAAAAUAUCAUUGUUGUUUUGAAGCAAUCAUCUAAAUCUCUCAAACCUUGUCUGCAAAUUUCUUGUGCAGCCAAUUAAUGGGUACCAAAACCAGCCCGACCAAGUUCAUGAUUUUCCUUCUCUUCUUAUACCUACAUCUCAAGACUCAUGUCUCCCUCGCAACCGAUGCCAUCACCGCAGACCAAUCUCUCUCCGGUGACGAAACCAUUGUCUCCUCAGGUGGUGUUUUUGAACUCGGUUUCUUCAAACCAGGUAAACUUCCAAACUACUACGUAGGCAUGUGGUACUACAAGCGAGUAGUAACUGUGAAAACCAUAGUCUGGGUGGCAAAUAGAAAACAACCAGUCUCCGAUAGAUUUACUUCGGUGUUGAGGAUCAUAGAUAGUAAUUUAGUCCUCGUUGAUGAGACCAAAAGUCUUGUUUGGUCCACAAAUGUGACCUCCACCACCACCUCAGGCUCAGCUAGUUCUAUACAAGCAGUUCUUUUAGGCAAUGGCAACCUUGUCUUAAGAGUUGGAUCCAAUUCAUCAUUACUGCCGUUAUGGCAAAGUUUUGACCAUCCAGCUCAUACUUGGCUAGCAGGAAGUAAAAUUGGAUUCAACAAUGUUACCAAACAAACCCAAAAACUCACUUCAUGGAAGAACUCCGAGGAUCCUGCACCGGGUCUAUACUCUCUUGAGUUAGACCCGAAUGGUAGCAACUCAUAUAUCCUACUGUGGAAUAGUUCUAGACAGUACUGGACCAGUGGAUCUUGGGACGAGCAUAAUCGAAUUUUCAGCUUGAUUCCUGAAAUGAGGCUUAACUAUAUCUACAAUUGCAGCUAUGUUACGAACGAAAACGAAAGCUAUUUCACCUAUGCUCUUAAUGAUCCUAAAAAAAUAUCUCAGGCAGUUAUGCAUUUCUCGGGGCAGAUCCAGCAACUGACAUGGUCGGAGACUUCCAAGCAGUGGAUUUUGUUUUGGUCCCAACCAAGAAAACAAUGUGAAGUUUAUGGUUUGUGCGGGGCAUUCAGCACUUGCAAUGCCACGUCUUUGCCCUCAUGUAGCUGUUUGAAGGGUUUUGAGCCAAAACUGCUGGGUGAUUGGAACUUAAAUGAUCAUGCUGGCGGGUGUUCAAGAAUAACCGGUCUUCUGUGUGGAAAUGCUACUAGUCUUAAUGGGACACAAGACCAGUUUCUAGAAAUGACUAGAAUGACAUUGUCUGAAAAUGAUCAAUAUGCAGAGGUCGGGAGUAUUGCGGAAUGUGAAUCCAUCUGCUUAAAUCACUGCUCUUGCACUGCUUAUUCAUAUGAAAGUGGUGGAUGUUCAAUUUGGAAUGGAGAUCUCUUGCAUCUGCAACAGCUUGAAGCAAGUGAUACUAAUGGAAGAACAAUGUACAUCAGACUUGCAGCUUCCGAGUUCGAGAAUCCUCCUAAAAGUAGUAAUAAGGGUAAUGAGGGUCAUACUGAUGAUAAGUGGUCUCUUGUAAUUGCAAUAAUCUCAGCAACAGCAGGAUUCCUUGCAAUAAUUUUUGGCUAUUUUUUAUGGAAGAAAACUUUGGGAAAGAGAAGAGAGCAUAGUAGGAGGAAUAUCAAUUCAAGUAAUCUUGGUGCUAGAGAUGGAAACGAUGAUACAGAACUACCACUCAUUGGUUUGAAGAGUAUAUUAGCUGCUACAAACAACUUCUCUGAAGCUAAUAAACUUGGAGAGGGAGGAUUUGGCCCUGUUUAUAAGGGGAUUUUUCCUGACAAUCAAGAAGUAGCAAUAAAACGGCUUUCUACGAAGUCUGGGCAAGGACAUCAAGAGUUCGUGAAUGAGUUAAAGCUUAUAGCCAAGCUUCAGCAUAGAAAUCUUGUUCGACUCUUGGGUUGCUGUAAUGAAGAGGAGGAAAUGAUACUGAUUUAUGAGUACAUGCCCAACCGAAGUUUGGAUAAAUUCUUAUUUGAUCCAUCUGAACAGACAAAAUUGGACUGGGAUAGACGUUUUAGGAUUAUAGAAGGUAUUGCUCAGGGAGUACUCUAUAUCCACAAGUACUCCAGAUUGAAAAUCAUUCAUAGAGACUUAAAAGCAGGUAAUAUUCUAUUGGAUGGAGCAAUGAACCCCAGAGUAUCAGACUUCGGAAUGGCCAAGAUUUUUGAGUUAAACCAAAUUGAAGCAAAUACAAACAGGGUUGUUGGGACAUAUGGCUACAUGUCACCUGAGUAUGCACGUUAUGGCCAUUUCUCUGAAAAAUUGGACGUAUUUAGCUUUGGAGUGUUAUUGUUGGAGAUUGUAACCGGAAAGAAAAAUGGUGCUUUCUAUCAUUUCGAGCAUUCACUGACUCUUGCCGGAUGGGCAUGGAAAUUAUGGAAAGAAAACAGAGGAAUGGAGGUGAUUGAUGCAUCGGUACGGGAAACAUGCCGGCCUCAUGAAGCUUUAAGGUGUAUCCAUGUAGGGUUUUUGUGCGUACAAGAAGCUCCAGCUGAUCGACCAACAAUGUCUGCUGUAAUUCAUAUGCUGCAAAGCAACGAAGCCACAUCACUUCCACCCUCCAAAGAACCUGCUUUUUCAAUACACGAUAUGAAUUCCAAUGUUGCUGAAUCUUCUUCUCAAACGUCUACUAGUGCUUGUUCCAAGAAUGCACUCACAAUUAGUUUGCCAGAAAUUGAGUCUACCCAAGAUUGGGUCUCCAAGCUUAAUCAGACCACUGCACUUGACUCUGCAUGCAAGCCAGACCUCACUAAUCUCUCAUCCUGUGGUGCUUGCGUAGCGGCUGGCUUUAAAAUUCAUACACAAUUAAAAGCCAUUGAUGGUAACAGUUCUCACUCUAGAGAUUGUUGGUACUUUACAAUUCUGUAUGCAGCAGCUGGUAUGAUCAACGACUCUGAACCUGAAAGUGAGGGUGCCGUAUCUUGUAUUUUCGGUUUAUCUUUAUUGAAUGACACUCUUGUGGGUUUGCGUAAAAAGAGCUAUACCGCUCUUGUAACUGCAGUAGUCUCAGCAACAGGAGGGUUGCUUACAAUAUUAUUUUUAUACUUCUUAUGGAAGAAGUCUUUGGGAAAGAAAAGGGCAUAUAGUGAGAAUAUUAGGAAUGUUAGUGCUGGAGAUGGGAAGAAUGAUACAGAACUACCGGUCUCAAGUUUAAGGAGUAUAUUAGCUGCUACAAACAACUUCUCUGAAGCUAAUAAACUAGGAGAGGGAGGGUUUGGCCAUGUUUAUAAGGGCAUCUUAAAUGAAAAUCAAGAGGUAGCCAUAAAAAGACUGUCAAAGAAGUCAGGGCAAGGAUAUCAAGAGUUCAUGAAUGAGUUAAAACUUAUAGCAAAGCUCCAACAUAACAAUCUUGUUAGUCUCUUGGGUUGCUGUAUUGAAGAGGAAGAAAUGAUAUUAAUCUACGAGGAUCUAAAAGCAUGUAAUGUCCUGUUGGAUGAAGAAAUGAACCCCAAAAUUUCAGAUUUUGGAAUGGCAAAGAUUUUCGAGAUAAAUCAAACUGAAGCAAAUACCAACAGGGUUGUCGGGACAUACGGUUAUAUGUCACCUGAGUAUGCACGCUAUGGCCAUUUUUCUGAGAAAUUGGAUGUAUUUAGUUUUGGAGUGUUGUUGCUGGAGAUUGUAAGUGGAAGGAGGAAUUCCGCUUUCUAUCAUCUUGAACAUCCGGUAACUCUUGCUGGAUGGGCAUGGAAACUAUGGAAAGAAGGUAGAGGAAUGGAGGUGAUUGAUGAAUCAGUGAGAGAAACGUGUCUGCCUCAUGAAGCUUUAAGGUGUAUCCAUGUAGCAUUAUUGUGUGUUCAAGAAGAUCCAGUUGAUCGACCAACCAUGUCUUCUGUAAUUCACAUGUUGGCUAAUGAAGCUGCAUCACUUCCACUAUUCAAAGAACCUGCAUUUUCAACACAUAGUGAUUAUAAAGCUAUUUGCUCUUCUUCUCCAUCAUCUAGCAUUUUUUCGAACAAUCUGUCAAAGACUGUUACUCUGCAUAAGUUGACAGAGGAAGUGCCCAACAGCCCAUUCCAUAGUAUGGCAUGCUGCUUGCCUGCAAAUUUUUUGUGCAGCCAAUCUACUGACUUGAUGUUUUCCAUUCUUUUGUUAUGCCUCUGUCUCAAGACUCAUGAUAUCUCCCUUGCAGCUGACACCAUCACUGCAAACCAAUCUCUCUCUGGUGAUCGGACCAUUGUCUCGGAACGUGGGGUUUUUGAACUGGGUUUCUUCAAACCAGGUAAUAAUUCAAAUUACUAUAUAGGCAUCUGGUAUUACAAGCAAGUUGUGUCUCUGCAAACCAUAGUCUGGGUGGCAAAUAGGGAACGGUCAAUCUCUGAUAGAUUUUCUUCAGUAUUGACGAUGUCAGAUGGAAAUUUAGUACUGUUUAAUGAGUCCAAAAGCCCAGUUUGGUCCACAAAUCUGUCCUCCACCACCUUAGGCUCUGUGAAAGCAGUUCUUUUAGAUGAUGGAAACCUUGUCUUAAGAGCUGGAUCCAGUUCAUCCCAACCUUUAUGGCAAAGCUUUGAUCAUCCAGCCCAUACUUGGCUACCAGGAAGUAAACUAGGAUUCAACAAUGUUACCAAACAAACCCAAAUGCUCACUUCAUGGAAGAAUCCGGAGAACCCUGCACCGGGUCCGUUCUCUCUUCAGCUAGACCCAAAUGGAAGCAACUCACUUAUCAUAUUGUUGAAUUACUUGAAUAUGUCUGAACAGUAUUGGAGCAGCGGACCUUGGGAUGAUAGUCUUCAUACUUUCAGCUUGAGUCCUGAAAUGAGCCUCAAUAAAAUCUUCAAUUACAGCCAUGUUACAAACGAAAACGGAAGUUAUUUCACCUAUUCUGUUUAUAACCCCAGUGAAGUAUCUCGAUUAGUGAUGUACUUCUCGGGGCAGGUUUGGCAACUAACAUGGAAGACCAAUAAAUGGAACUUGGUUUGGUCUAAACCAAAUGUUUAUGCCUUUUGUGGGCCAUUCUCCACUUACAGUCAGGAAUUCUUGAUCUGUAAUUGUUUGAAUGGUUUUGGGCCAAAAUCGCAGAGUGAGUGGGAUUUGCAGGAUUAUUCUGGUGGGUGUUCGAGAAACACUACUUUGAAUUGUGGGAACGGGACGAAAGAAGACCAGUUUAUACAAAAACCUAGCAAGCCAUUGUCUGCAUCUCAACAGCUUCAGCAAGAAGGAAGUAUUGAGGAUUGUGAAUCAAUCUGUUUAAAAAAGUGCGAUUGCUCUGCUUGUAGUUAUGGAAUUACUACUGGAUGUGAAAUCUGGACAGGAGAUCUCUUGGCAUAUGACAAAGGAAGAACUUUACACAUCAGAGUACCGGCGGCCAAAUCAAAGAAUCCUAGUUUUAAGCGGUCCCUAGUGAUUGGACUAGUCUCAGCAAUAACAGGAUUGCUUACAAUAAUUUGUAGCUAUUUCUUGUGGAAGAAAACUACAAGGAAGAGAAGGAAGCGUCAGAGGAAACAUGGUGAGAUCAUAACUAAUGUUGGUGGAAAGAAUGACACAGAACUACCAGUGUUUGACUUGAAGAGUAUAUUAGCUGCUACUGAAGACUUUUCUGCAGCAAAUAAACUGGGUGAGGGAGGAUUUGGCCCUGUUUAUAAGGGUAUUUUGCCUGGAAAUCGAAACGUGGCCAUAAAAAUGCUGUCAAAGAAGUCUGGUCAAGGGCAUCUAGAGUUCAUGAAUGAGUUGAAGCUGAUAGCCAAGCUCCAACAUACCAAUCUUGUUAGGCUUUUGGGUUGUUGUAUUGAAGAGGAGGAAAGGAUGUUGAUCUAUGAGUACAUGCCUAAUAGAAGUUUGGACAAAUUUUUGUUUGAUCCAUCUGAAAGAACAAAAUUGGAUUGGGAUAGACGCUUUAGAAUUAUAGAAGGCAUUGGUCAAGGACUACUUUAUAUCCACAAGUACUCGAGAUUGAAAAUCAUUCAUAGGGACCUAAAAGCAAGUAAUAUUUUGUUGGAUGAAGCAAUGAAUCCUAAAAUCUCAGACUUUGGAAUGGCAAGGAUAUUCGACAUGAAUCAAACUAAAGCAAAUACCAAUAGGGUUGUUGGGACAUACGGUUACAUGUCACCUGAAUAUGCACGCUAUGGCCAUUUCUCUGAGAAAUCGGAUGUAUUUAGUUUUGGAGUACUGCUGUUGGAGAUUAUAAGUGGAAAGAAGAAUGCUGCUCUCUAUCGUUAUGAAAAUUCACUUACUCUUGCUGGAUGGGCAUGGAAACUGUGGAAAAAGGGUAGGGGAAUGGAGGUAAUUGAUGAAUCAGUAAGGGAAACAUGUCGACCUCAUGAAGCUUUAAGGUGUAUCCAUGUAGGGCUUCUGUGUGUUCAAGAAGCCCCAGCAGAUCGACCAACAAUGUUUUCUGUAGUUCAUAUGUUGCAAGCCGACAAAAGUACAACACUUCCACCCUCCAAAGAACCUGCAUUUUCAACACACAAGAAUUCCAGUGCCUCUAGUUCUUCUUCUCAAACAUCUAGAAAUUUUUCCGCCAAUCAAUUGACCGUAAGUAUCCUAGAAGGUCGAUAGAGGUUCAAUGUCAGUCGGGGAUAAAUUUUCCUACAGUAUAUACCUUGGCCUUUAAUCAAUUAAAUGCUUGAAUUGUGCUUCAGAAUU